CCAAAGGAUUGUUCUGAGAUUCUUGCGAGGGGUGUAUUAACCAGUGGCGUGUACCUGGUUCAACCUCUAGACUCCGGUGAAGCUUUCCGAGUAUACUGUGAUAUGGAAACAGACGGUGGUGGAUGGACGGUUUUCCAGAGGCGCCAAGACGGCAGUGUAGAUUUCUAUUUGGACUUUGCUAACUACAGCCGGGGCUUUGGGAAUCUGGGGGGAGAGUUUUGGCUCGGUAACGACAACUUGCACCGUCUGACCGCUCAGGGCGAGUACGAACUCCGCGUAGAUCUCACAGACUUCGACGACGUUACUGGGUAUGCCAUCUACGAUACGUUCAGCAUCGCCGAUGUGAGUGACAACUACAGGUUGACAGUAGGAGGUUACUCAGGAAAUACAGGAGACUCGUUAUCGUACACCGAUAACAUGGCCUUUACGACCAAAGACCGAGACAGCGAUGUCUGGAGUCCUGUUAACUGUGCCGUGGAUCGCAAAGGAGCCUGGUGGUACCAUAGUUGCACCUUAUGUAAUUUGAACGGAAGAUACUUCAAUGAGGCCAUUCGCAACAAAGAAGGAAUUAGGUGGAAUGGCUUUUCGGGUCGGCUCUCACUCAAAAGAACUGAGAUGAAAAUUAAUAAUAAUUAUACACUUUGAAACUUAAAAAAUAAUGUCAAACAUAUAACUAAAUGU
Messenger RNA from Asterias rubens (European starfish), 681 nucleotides. RefSeq names its product ficolin-2-like. The coding region runs from base 103 to 645 and encodes 180 amino acids. The transcript has 3 exons. The record is from RefSeq and is a predicted model, not a curated record. NCBI's taxonomy places the organism in Eukaryota, Metazoa, Echinodermata, Asteroidea, Forcipulatida, Asteriidae.